AUGAAUAUGAAGUAUCAAAUUUACAGAUUUCAUUCAUCUUCUGGACUUUCUAAAUUUCAUGGUCAUAAUGCAAAUGCAUUGCCAACUUUACCACAAAUCACUUUGCCUUUCCCUCCAGUAAUUCGUGCAAUUGAUAUCGCAAAAAAAAGAAUUCGUUCAAAGAUCUGUAAAAAAAGUCCAAAUGCUUUUUUCGUAUAUAGAAAAGCUUUUGUGGAUCAUCUUUCAAAAUUACAACAUAAAUUGAAAAUGACUGAAGUAUCUAGGUUGGUUAGUUCUCAUUGGAAGAAUGAAAAACCAGAAAUUAAAAGAAGAAGAAACAAAAAUCUUGAAAAGCGUGCUCGUCGAUCUGCUGCUUCUUUUGGCUCCCUAGAUGCUUGCAAAAAUUUUGUGUCAACCAUUGAUUUCUCUAAGGAACCUCCUGCUGAACCAAUUAAUGUUCAUCAAUCUCCAUAUUCAACUUUUACCGACAAGACUCUGUCGGAUUCUUUUUCAUCUUUAGAAAAUUCUAAUAUUUCCAAUAGCAUUACUCAGUUCUACGAUUACGCAAGUAGUGAUGAUUUGGAUUGCAUUACUCUUGAUUCUAAUAAUCCUAUUUUUGAAAACAAUGCUCAUAAUUCUGUCAAUAUUCAAUCACCCGUUGAAUCAAAUUUCGUUCUCGACCCUAGUAUUAAUACUAAUAUUUCCGCUGCAUCACAAAUUGAUCAGUUCGUUUUCUCUGUUCCCGAUUGUCAUCCCGAUAUCGCUUCUCCGUAUGAUGAUGAUUCUGCUUCCACUACUAGUCCUACAAUUUCUGAACAUUCCGAUUUUUUUCCUACGCAAUUGGCAGAUGAUUUUCAAUCGAAUGAUAUUUAUAAUGAGAACCCAUCGCAAAUCAUUAUUUGUUACGAUAACAAUAUGUAUUGGGAGUUUCCUGAUGAUCUAAUUACAAAUCGUACUUUCGAUUAA
Molecule: messenger RNA, 945 nt
Organism: Dentiscutata heterogama
Lineage: Eukaryota; Fungi; Glomeromycota; Glomeromycetes; Diversisporales; Gigasporaceae
Source: the annotation of a GenBank genome assembly